AUGGCGCACCUGGCGGAAUCCAGGAAUAUAAAGACUGAUAUUAAAACAGGAGUACAGUCAGCAGUAAAGCGGCUGUACCAGAUAGUAAAGGAGGCCGAAGAGGAACUAAUGAGAAACCCAAAUAAAGGAACACCAAAAAAUAAAAAUGACAAAAAAUCAGAAGCAAACGAUAGGCUAGAAAAACAGAUAGAGAAAAUGGAAACAGAAAACAGAAAACUGGAAAAGCUGAGAAUAGAUAUGGAGCAUCUGGCAAUGAAAAACAACGAAAGCAUCCUGUCCGAGAUUAGAAAAGAGUUCGAACAAAAAGAAAAGAAGGAAAUAGAAAGGCAAAACAAACUGGAAAGCAAAAUGAAGUCGUAUGCAGAAGCGACCAAAGAAAAUCUCGGUCAGGAUCAACACGGAAAAGACGGCCCGGGACGACAAAAACCAAGACGAACGCUGCACUCUGUCGUUGUGGCGCCAAAGAGUGCGACCGACACGGCAGAGGAAACAAUGCAAAACAUCCGGCACCUGCUGAAUGCAAAGGACGAAGGCUGGCAGGUGGAAAACAUAAGGAGAGCCAGAGAUGGGAAGGUGAUAAUGGGCUGCAGGACGGAGGAAGAAAGGAACAAACUAAAAGAAAAGCUAGGGGAACAAAUGACAGUGAAGGACACACAAAACAAAAAACCCUUAGUAAGAGUGAAAAAUCUCCUGUCCUGCAACUCGAUAGAGGAUAUCUCCCGGGCCAUAAAAAACCAGAAUAAAAACGUGACUGCGCACCUGGAGGAACGGGACUUAGAAAUCACGGAAAAAUAUCGAAAGAAAGCUAGAAACCCUCUGGAGAGCCACGUGGUCCUGCAGGUCACGCCUAAAUUAUGGCAAUCACUGACAACAGCUGGCAGGAUACACGUGGACCUGCAGAGGGUCUGGGUAGAGGACCAAUCCCCUCUGGUCCAGUGUACAAUGUGUCUGGGAUAUGGACACACCCGUCGACACUGUAAGAAUGAGACAGAGGUGUGCAGUCACUGCGGAGGAGCCCACAUGAGGGCUGAUUGCCAGAUGCACAAGGAGGGGAAGCCUCCCAGCUGCGUUAAUUGUAAAACAGUAAAAGGCAAAAACGCGGAGCACGGAGCCUUCAGCCAGAGCUGUCCAACCCGGCAGGGAUGGGACAAAGCGGCAAGGCAAAGUUACGCGUAUUGCUAAAAAGCCGAGGGCACAAAUGAAAAUACCGGCUUUCUCCUGGCACAAGCGAACCUAAGAAAAAAGAGAAUCGCAAUCCAGGAGUUUGUAAAAGAAGCGGGCGGUAGAAACGUAAAGAUAGCACUACUCCAAGAACCGUACACAGGGGCCAGUAAACAGAUGGCAGAAAGCCCUGUGUACAGAGUAGUGCAGUGCGUACCCACAGAAAAGAAACCGGUGAAGGCGGCGAUACUUGUUUUCGACGAACACAUCGAAGUCAUACAAGACAAGACACUAAUCACGGAAAACAUAGUGGCUGCCGUCCUGAGAACGGACCAGUGGGAAAUAGGGGUAAUUUCUGUGUACUUUGAAGGCGAUGAACCCAUCGAACCAUACCUCGAACAACUAGGAAGCGUCACGAAAAAGCUAAAAACCAAGAUGGUGCUAAUUGGAGGGGACGUGAACGCAUGGAGUGAGUGGUGGGGGAGCCGAAACGAAGACGCACGAGGAAAGGAAUUACGAGGGUUCCUUGAUGAGGAAGGGCUGAGCAUCCUAAAUUGUGGCAACACACCCACCUUCGACACCGUACGAGGGGGCCGUAGAUACACGAGUGCAGUUGAUAUCACCGUAUGCACAACGGCUCUCCUCAGCAAGGUAACAAGAUGGUGGGUUGAUACUUCGAUUACCAGUUCAGACCACAACACAAUUUUUGUGACUACAGCCCUUCAAAAACCCCAAACGCACACACUACCAAAAACGACCCGCAAAUACAAUACGAAAAAAGCAGACUGGGAGGAAUUCAAGAACAAUGUAAGGGGACAUGGCAUAAGCACAGAAACCAUUCAAGGACAGAACACAAAAGCCGGGGUCAACAACUUAGUAAUGAGCUACAUGAAAUCAAUUAUAAAUGCCGCUGAAAAAUAUAUCCCCAAAUAUAAACAAAAAAGGAAACGCUUCGAACCACCCUGGUGGAACAAGGAAAUAGAGGCCCUUAAGAAAGAUAUGACAAGGAAAAAGAAAAGGAUCUCAUACGCAGCUCCCAGGAGGAGAGAGUGCGUAAUAACCGCCUACCUGGAGGCGAAAAAGACAUAUGAAGAGGAGAUCGAGAGGGCCCAGAAGGAAGGGUGGAAAAAACUUUGCACGAAGCGAGAAGGGGAAAGCUUAUGGGACAGGAUAUAUAAAAUAAUAAGGAAGGCGGAAGGGAUCAGGGAGGACACCACGCUGAUAGAGAAGGGCAUUUCGUUGAAUUCAGAACAAUCCGUGCAGCUGCUGGCCCAGAAAUUCUUCCCGCCAGACAAUUAUGAGAUGGAUAAUGAUAUCCAUCGAUUAACAAGAAAAGCAGUCGAGGAAAUGACAAGCAGCCUGCGGGAAAGUAGUGCUGAUGAAGUGCCAAUUACAAUGGCGGAGCUCAUCGGCACUGCUCGAAGCUUCAACCCGAGGAAGGCCCCGGGGGCUGACGG
Pieris brassicae (large cabbage white) is the source of this 2618-nucleotide messenger RNA. RefSeq lists its product as uncharacterized. The transcript has a single exon. Lineage: Eukaryota; Metazoa; Arthropoda; Insecta; Lepidoptera; Pieridae. The coding region runs from base 1 to 1182 and encodes 393 amino acids. The record is from RefSeq and is a predicted model, not a curated record.